Molecule: messenger RNA, 1074 nt
Organism: Engraulis encrasicolus (European anchovy)
Lineage: Eukaryota; Metazoa; Chordata; Actinopteri; Clupeiformes; Engraulidae
Exons: 3
Coding region: 457-1074 (205 amino acids)
Source: RefSeq, a predicted model, not a curated record
CCGUGAUGACCGCCCGGCCGGCCCGGCCCACCUCACCUACACCCAAGGCUGCUCCGCCAACGGCCACCCUCGCACCUCCACCGAGGAAGAGGAAGAGGAAGGAGCAUCAUGCGGAGCAGCCGAUGCCCACUCCUGCUGUGGCUGAGGUGAGGAGGAAAAACUCAUAAACCACACUGCACUGUGUAAUCAACUACUACUGGUAGGUGCUUCACCACUGUUUUCUUACAAUGUGCCUGUCUGUCUUCACAGCCUCAAUUGCCGGAGAGCUGGCGGACCGCGCUCUCGAGGGAACAGCAGGAGUGGGUUGCCGGGGUGCUGUUUCGGGUGGACAGCAGGGGGAAGACCCGUCUCACCGAGGACCUGGACCUGUGGUGGGACCCCCCCAAGCCCCGGCAAAACUACACUCAGCCGCCCGCCAAUCCUGCAUCCUUCUUCGCGUGUCGGUUGUUCCUCUGGAUGCCCCAGCGCCUGUGGGGUGUCCGGCCGGCAUGCACACAGCCCGGCUGUAACAAGCUCCUGACCAAGGCUGGGCUGUACAAGACCAUCCGGAGGGUCUUGGACAUCGACUCCUGGUACUUCAUGGCCACCGAAUACCUGGAAUGCAGUCGAUGUCAGAGGAAGGUAGCAGGAUGGUCGCAGGAGGUGAUGCAACAGCUUGGGCCCGAACACCUGGCCCAAUUUCCAGCUGUGCUCACCUACAAGCUCUCCUGCGACUGGCGGGUUAUUGCCAUGCUGCGCGAGCGUUCUCGGGGGAACAGCGCCACGCAGCACUACAACAAGAUCCGUGAGCUGCACACGGAGUCGUGGAUGCGGAAGACCAUCAGGUACCUCAGCGUCAUGAAGCCCUUCAGGAGAGCGGGAGUCGUGGCCGAUGUCCAGCCGCCGCCGCCGAUGCGCCCUGUCCCACUUCCAGGGUGGCUGCUUACCGUCUACGGCCACAACAUCCUCUCCCGCCUCCAGGACGCGAAGGCCCGGGUCACCUCCAUCUUCGGGAAGAUCCUGAAGAUGGAUUCCACCAAGAAGGUGACCCGAAGACCUACCAGCGCCGCAGCAACUUCAAAUGACAUGUAUUAA